AUUUAUAAAUGUAAGCCAAAUUGAAACAAAGAGUUUCAUGACUCAAAAGAAGUUUAAGGUUGAGAGCACAGAUUUUACAUUUGUUGCCAAAGUCCCAUAGUGCCUCAUGCAGUGGGGCACUUCUGAAUUUUCAGGAGAUAUGAGGCAACCUUGGAAUAAGGCCCUGUUCUCUGGAAAUGAAGUUGCACUUUUCAUCUGCUUAAAAAAUGUUCUGAAAGAAUGAACUGUUUACUGCAUUCAAAGGGUCUUAUUCAGAGGAUAGGAACAUCCUGUGUCAUUUUGCUUGCCAGAUUAUUUCUGCGUUUCAGAAAUCUGCAGUGCAGGGUUUCUGCAGUGCAAAGGUUGUAAAAGGCAAAUACUGCAGUGCUGUGGGUAGGAAACAACAAACUUGAUGAGAUCUUCUUCCAGAACCUCAGAGACAUAUCAGAAAUUAAAUUUAAAUGGGUAUUUUUCAUAUUCUCUGUGGAGAGGGAGAAAGAUGUGAAGACCUUGGUGUUACAGAGAUGGAAGGGAUCAAGGAGUGAACGAGCAUGGGUUUCACAUGCUUUGUGUGCUUUCAGAGUCCAGAUCUGUGGGGAAUGAUGCUUGUGCUGAUGCUCUGCUUGUGAUGUCUGGCUAGAGGGUUGCUCAGUAUAGAUUUGGAAGGUAAUGGGCAAAGAUGGCUCAUUGCCCAGAAUGUCUCACACAAAGGCUGGCAGCAGUUUGCCAUUCUAGUUUCUGCAGCCUUGCCAUGGUGUUGGCUGAGAGAAGAAGCCAGGAUGUCUGUGGGGAUCCCUGAAGUACUUUGGAAUGCUAGAGUGAGUGCAGCUACUUGCACUUGCAGGUGAAGGAGCAAAGAACCAGACUACUAUCUAGGUAAAGGCCUACAUGAAAAACCUAUUUUUUAAAAUAAAAGGUAUUUCAGUGUGUCACGGUAAUGAAGGUAGUGGAUUAAAAUGAAAAAUCCAGCAGGUGAACUGUGAUAAUACAGCCUCUCAAGAGAUGUGAAUCUGCUUUUCAUUUGUAUUUGAAAAGGAAGCCCCUCAAGCCUUCCCUUGCUGGGAAUAAGGAAAUUCCUUUUCCUGCUUUCUUUCCACAGAGUUGGAAGUAAGCAGAGGUGAUACAUAGAAACAGCCUUGGAAUGUAAUCUGAAAGGAAGUUUCACAGGCAGCAUGCCUUUCUUGAUUAAAAACUGUGUGCCAACCUUCUUCCUGGAGUAAUCAACGACAUUUAAAAUGAGUAGGUGCAAAAGAUUAAGCUUUGGGUCAUGCAGGAAUGAAGAAAAAGCCUUUUGAACCAAGGAAGGAGAGAGUGAAACAAGAAUAUGGGAGGUCAGGUGGUUUUUUAGUUUGCUUGUUUAUUCCUGUUGUUUUCUGUAUUAUUUUUUAACUCAAACUUCAAUAAGGCACAGCCAAGAAAGAACCUUUCUGUGGAGUAAUAGUUUAAUUGUUUCUAAGCUCCAUGUAUUCCCCAAACCUUGUGGCCCUUUGAGAUUGUUAGCAGAGCAGUGGGUGGCAGAGUAGUCAGUGUGUAUCUGGCCUGGCAGUUGUUGCUUUCUUGUUUGAUUUGCUCCCUGGAGCGGGGAGAGCAACUGCUUAUAGGGCGGAGAACAAGGGAGAGGGGCCUCUGCAUCUUUUCUGUGCUAUUGGCUGCUUUUGUUUUCCCGCAUCCAAGAGACUUGGGCUUUGGAGACAAGCCAUUCAACAUCCUGUUUUCACAGAGUUUGUUUCUGUUAGUCCCAGUCUCUUCUCCUUUCUUCUGAUUGCAGAGUUGCUGCAGUAGCACCAAGAGGCCUUGGCAGCAGGUUCUGGUGCUAUUCUGAGAUGUCAGCCAGCCCUGAAGGAGGAAGCAGUAUGAUGUUCUGCACUUCUGUCUUGUCCAGGAGUCCUGCGUAUAGAUUCCAGAUAAACAAGAGCCUAUGAGAACUUUCACCUCCCUCCCUCACAGAUGGAAGGCUCCAAGGAAAAAAUCAUCCUGAAUAUUGGGGGAGUCAAAUAUGAGACAUACAGGAGCACCCUCCAGACGUUCCCAGGGACCAAGCUUUGCAGCCUAACAGAGCCUGAUGCCCCAAGCAUUUAUGACUAUGAUCCCACCACCAAAGAGUUCUUUUUUGAUAGGAGUGCUGAGGUCUUCAGCUAUGUGUUAAACUACUAUAGGACCAAACAUUUCCACUGCCCUGUUAAUACCUGUAGGUCAGUCUUAGAAGAAGAGCUGGCUUUCUGGGAAAUACAGGAGACACAGCUAUCAUCCUGCUGCUGGCUGAAGCUGAAUAACGAAGAGGUGCAGCCAGAGGAGUUUAACAUUUGGGAUGAAAAUGAGCAGAUUGAUGACGAGUGCCUCAUAGUCCAGACAGAAAGAAGCAGUUCCAACUGGCGAACCAGGUGGCAGCCAAAGAUUUGGUCUAUAUUUGAAAAACCCUUUUCGUCUUUCAGUGCUAAGUGCUUGGCUUUUGUUUCUCUGCUGUUCAUCGUGGGAAUCGUCAUCAUAUUCUGUGAGGAGACCAAGGCACAGUUUGAGUUCUUUACUGCUAACUUUACCUCUGUUGGCUCAUCUGAGGUUUCCCAUGACAACCAUGAACCCUUUUACCACCAGGCUGCCUACUUGCUUCAUCUGGAGCUUUUCUGUGUCCUCUGGUUUACUUUUGAGUUCUCUGUGCGAUUUUGUUUCUGCCCAGACAAGAAGUUGUUCUUCCAAAAUCCCCUCAAUGUGGUUGACUUCCUCUCCCUCUUCCCAGUUUACAUUGAGCUCUUUGUGGCUCAGAAGAUUCAGAGAAUGCCAAGCUUGGGGCUUUGGUUGGGUUUUGUUCGCAUUGUCUAUCUCCUCAAACUCCUGAAGAUAUCCAAGCUGAUAGAAACACCAGUGAUCCUCAGGGUUCUGUGCUACACCCUCAAGUCUAUCCUUAGAGAGAUUUGCAUCCUGCUGAUGAUUUUGGCCUUUGAGACCCUCUUCUUUGGGUCUCUCUUUUUCUAUGGGGAGUUGCUGGGUAUCCAUCCCCCCUUCACAGGGGAGCUGCACUUCACUGACAUUCUUGUGUGCUUCUGGUGGGCUUUGAUCACACUCACUACGGUGGGCUAUGGAGAUAUUGUCCCUGUCACUACAGCUGGCCAAGUGAUGGCAGCCUUAGCUGCAGUAUUUGGCAUGUUAACUAUGAUCAUUCCAAUACCCAUUUUCCUGGUGAAAUUUAAAAGCUAUUAUGACGUUGCUAUCUUCAAACAGAAGGUUAAAAGGAGCAAGAAACAUUAGCACUUCAGAACCUCUGUUCCCCUCUGCCUUUAGCAACAAGCCUUCAGCAUGGUUUCUUUCCUUUGGUGGGAAGGAAAUGCAAAUAGUUCUUACUGCAUUAACUUGCUGCCUCAACAGAUUCCAAACCAUUGCUGAGGCCUCAGGUUGCAGCACUUGAUACACAACUGAUCAGACCUGUUGAAUCCUAUGGGCCUUUCCCAUGUUGUGCUUCAUCGCAUGCUCUUUGACGUACCACAGUUGCUCAUACUGCUGUUCAGAGACCAGCUGUGGUGCUGCGUUAUAGCCUGGUUGUGCACCCUGUGGUCCAGUUCCAUGCCCUGGGGCCUGUUGCAGAUGGGAUCCAAGGUGGAUUGGCUGCUGUCAUUUAACCAUUUCGCCAUACCUCCAAAAUUUCUCAUGGGAGACUAAAAGGAAAAUAGUAGAAAAAACCAUGAAGACCCUGUUCUCACAAAGCAAACUCUUCAGUUUAUCUGUUUGUUCUCACUUCAUCUCCAUUUCAGGCCUCAUUGUGGCUGGGCUGGGCUCCGUGUUCAACACCAGAGUGCAGCUGACGUCAUGAACAUCAACUUGGCCUCUCUUUGUACCUUUCCAGGUUGUUGCCAGCUCAGAGUUUGCUGGGCCUUUUCCCUUCUCGUAGGAACCUUUCCAUUCCAGGCCUGGGUCUGCAAAACUGAGAGACAAAAACCAGUUGAAUCAUAGAGGGAAACUGAGGCAGGCAUAUUGAGAGAUGGAGUGCCCUGCUACAGAGCCCCAGCGUAUCCCCUUAGCUGGCACACAGCCUGUGACACUCUCCAUCAUCUGGCUCCUUUCAACCUCAUGUUGCCUGCUGGGAAAGCUUUGUGCAAGGUUCUGCUCUGACUGCAAGGAGAAAGCAUGAGUAUUUUAUUUUCUUUUAACAAUGUUUGUUUCCUCAUUUUACCUAAACAAGCCAAGGCACCUGGUUUGCUUACACACAGACUCUGAUGCAAGGAGGGGAGCAGGCUGAAGUGGGUACCUGUGGUCCCUGUUUGAUAACCUGCUUUGAGUGCUCCCAGGAUCUGUUGUGGUAUUCAGAUAGCAGCAAGGGAGCCUUCCAACAGCAAAUCCUUUUUGGCCCUGCUGAAGUCAAUGGCAACUUUUCUUUGUCCUCAGUGAGAUCAAAAUUUCGUUGGACACUUUCACUGGAUCAACACAUUUCAACGAUUCUUGAUUUUUACAUAAUAAAGUCACUGAGCUAUUAGCCAAAAUAUCUAUCUGGUUUUUAUUGGUCAAAAGAAAUAACAUAACUUACAGUACUCAAUAUAAUUUUAAAGUAAUUUACUUUCUUAAGGCAUAGAUAUAAACUAGUAAUAUUUAUCUUGUAACUGGAUGGUCUUGUUACCUCAUGUUUAAUUAUGAAAUAACAAAUAUUGCUGAGGAAUGAAAAAACCCACAUCCCAUUGUUUAUACAGCAGGAUAGUGUGCUAAGAUUGUUUUGUUUAGUAAGUAAAAAUUUAUGUAUACAAUAACAUUUAUGUAUUAAAACUGUAUUUUAAUUACAA
Messenger RNA from Apus apus (common swift), 4742 nucleotides. Its product is annotated as potassium voltage-gated channel subfamily C member 1-like. Gene Ontology annotation, cellular component: neuronal cell body membrane; axon; dendrite membrane. The record is from RefSeq and is a predicted model, not a curated record. The coding region runs from base 1927 to 3222 and encodes 431 amino acids. Gene Ontology annotation, molecular function: delayed rectifier potassium channel activity; protein binding. The transcript has 4 exons. Gene Ontology annotation, biological process: potassium ion transmembrane transport; protein homooligomerization. Lineage: Eukaryota; Metazoa; Chordata; Aves; Apodiformes; Apodidae.